Molecule: messenger RNA, 903 nt
Organism: Ostreococcus tauri
Lineage: Eukaryota; Viridiplantae; Chlorophyta; Mamiellophyceae; Mamiellales; Bathycoccaceae
Exons: 1
Source: RefSeq, a predicted model, not a curated record
CGGGCGGCGGCGACGGCGACGGCGGUCGCGGCGGCGGCGGACGGGACGACGACGACGACGGAGAAUGGGAAGCGAUGCGCGCGCGAUGGGGCGAAGACGGAUGAUGGGCGCGCGUCGGCGCCGGGACGGGACGGAACGACGUGGGGGAAGACGGGCGCGCCGAGCGCGCGAGACGUGCGCGCGGUCCAGAGCCUGCUCGAGCGAUCGUUGCGGCUGUACAUGUCCAAGGAGGAGGUGGUGAAUCAUCUGAAAACGCUGGCGAACAUCGAUCCGCUGUUCACCCAUCUCGUGUGGGCGCAAUUGGAGAAGGAUAACGAGGAGUUUUUCAAGGCGUACCACGUGAUGGUUCGGGUGAAGGAACAAAUCUUACGGUUCAACUCGCUUUUGGACAAGUAUUACGAGUUAGCGCGAGAGAAGGGAGAGAUUGAUGCGGAUAGACACCCGAUUGGUCAGGCGAGUGAGGCGAACGGGAGCGGAAAGAUGGCGAAACAAGAACCCGCGAGGAGAGGCGGCGCGCAGAGGAAACAAAGCACGGCCAAGGCGAAUACCCCGACGAAGACGCCGGUGCGAGCGACGAACGCGUCCGGAGCGCGAGCGAGUGAAUUACCAGUAAUGACUCCCGGGGCGCUCGCGGAUUGGGGCGCAAGAGGUCCAGAGACAACGUCAGCGGCGGCGACUCCAAGAGUUCCGGCGUUCGUCUCGCCGUACGAAGCCCAUCCCGAGCUCAGCGAUGAGAUCGCCAAGCUCAUGAGAACGCCCCAAAUGAUCGGUAUGGCCGAUUUACAGCUCGAUUUCGAUAAUCACAUCGGUCAGCUCACGUCUCCGGAUGCGGAGCCGUUCCAGUUGGCCAGCUUGUUCCCGCGAGACUUUUCCCUAGACGAGGUACCGGACUUAGGCAUCUAA